Molecule: messenger RNA, 1248 nt
Organism: Fusarium sp. VM40
Lineage: Eukaryota; Fungi; Ascomycota; Sordariomycetes; Hypocreales; Nectriaceae
Source: the annotation of a GenBank genome assembly
AUGGCUCUCACCGCAGCUCAAGUCGCGAUAGUUAAGUCUACUGCGCCAAUUCUAAAAGAGCAUGGAAAGACCAUCACCACCACUUUCUACCGCAGCAUGCUUGGUGCCCAUCCUGAACUCAAGAACUACUUCUCUCUGCGCAACCAACAAACUGGAGCUCAGCAGGCUGCCCUCGCCAACUCUGUCCUCGCCUAUGCGACAUAUAUCGACGACCUGGGCAAGAUAUCCCCCGCCGUUGAACGUAUCGCUCAAAAGCACGUCUCCCUCUUCAUCAAGCCCGAGCACUACCCCAUUGUUGGCACGCAUCUCAUCGGGGCCAUCGGCGAAGUCCUCGGCUCUGCCCUCACUAAGGACAUCAAGGACGCCUGGGUUGCUGCAUAUGGCCAGCUCGCUGAUAUCUUCAUUCAGCGCGAGGGUCAGCUUUACGAUGCCAACACUGAGUGGAAAACGUGGCGCAAGUUCAAGAUCACUAAGAAAGAGGCUGAGAACGACUCCGUUACAAGUUUCUACCUUGAGCCAACCGACAACAAGCCCCUUCCCAAGUUCCUCCCUGGACAGUAUGUCAGUGUGCAGAUUCCUAUCCCUGAGCUCGAUGGUCUUCUCCAGAGCCGCCAGUUCAGUCUGAGCGAGGCCCCUGGCACCAACCACUACCGCAUCAGCGUGAAGCUGCAGGGUCCUGAGGAGGAGCCUGCCCUUGAGGAUCUCCGUGAUGGUAAGAUCGCUGGUCUGCUCUCCACCAGACUGCAUAAGCGAUACAAUGUUGGCGACGAGGUUGAGCUAAGCCCUCCUGCUGGAGAAUUCUUCCUCAACCCUGCGGACCCCGCGUCAGCUAAGAAGCCUCUUGUUCUUCUCUCCGCCGGCGUCGGUGCCACUCCACUCGUCUCCAUCCUCGACUCAGUUCUCUCCUCUGAGUCUGCCUCGAGACCUAUCACCUGGAUCCACGGUGCUCGUUACUCCGGCUCUACCUGCUUCGUGCCUCAUGUUCUCGACGCUGCCAAGAGGCACGAGAACAUCACCGCCAAGAUCUUCCUCGAGGACGUCAAGGAAGGCGACCAAUACGAUUUCAAGGGUGAGAUCAAUCUUGCACGUCUCCAGAAGGAACAACUUCUCCAGCUCGACCGUGCUGAUGCUGAGUACUUUAUCUGUGGCCCUGAGGACUGGAUGGUCAAUGUCAGGGCGUUCCUUGAGGAGAACGGCGUUCCUCGCGAGCGCCAGCACCUAGAGCUGUUCAAGACUGGUGAUGUCUGA